Messenger RNA from Alternaria burnsii, 1824 nucleotides. RefSeq lists its product as uncharacterized. NCBI's taxonomy places the organism in Eukaryota, Fungi, Ascomycota, Dothideomycetes, Pleosporales, Pleosporaceae. Bases 1 to 1824 code for a protein of 607 amino acids. The record is from RefSeq and is a predicted model, not a curated record. The transcript has a single exon.
AUGGCGCUUCAUCUAGCUGCAGCAGCCACCUACGCAUACAGGCCUCUCUCUGCACGUCGCAUCAGGCUCCUCAAACUACCCAACAACGUCGAUUCUCAAUGUGAAGAAGCGCCUACUCUGGUAGAUGUAUCGUUGGAUACGCCACCCGCAUACGAAACAGUCUCCUAUGUAUGGGGCGAGCAGAUCAAAUCAUGCUUCUUCAACUUCAGCUCCGGUACAUCGGUUGCAGUCACUCCAACUCUACGCACCACGAUUGAGCGACUUCGCCCUCAUUGCCAAACGUGCUACCUCUGGGUCGACCAGCUAUGCAUCGACCAGGCUAGCAUCCCGGACCGCAAUCAGCAAGUUGCUCUUAUGGGCGAGAUCUACAGCAAGUGCCAACGCGUGAUGAUCUGGCUGGGACAAGAAGUGCAUCACUCCGGAUACCUGGCAUACUACUUCGACGACGGACUACCCCCAGAGCUUCAGCGAAAGACAAAUCAUACGCGCGUUUCGUCCUCCCGUUUGGAACAACCUGAUGCGCAAUCCUUUGUCCGGUUCUUGUUAGCACUGACGUGGUUUACCAGGGCGUGGGUGGUGCAAGAGGCCGUAUUACCUCCCAAAGCAUCAUGCUUCCUCGGCCCUUUUACCUUCUCCAUCGAGGACCUCUGGACCGUUGUAGUCCAUCACAGAAGCGCAGAACGUUACUUUGCACAAACGGACUAUAGCAGCAUACGCCAGCAUCCCGGAUACCUCGUGCUGAGUGAGAUCAUGCGCCUGCGACAACAGGCGCGAUACCGGAGCAAGAAGAAGCACAACCCAGCAGUUUGCUUCUACCACUCGCUGUCCAUCUUUGCUCCGAGGUGCAUGACGACGAGUCGGCAUGAUAUCAUCUAUUCCUUCUUGGGAUUGCAGAGAGAUCCCCGUGUGCGCAUCAUACCCGACUACGAUCUGGACUGGAGCGUUGUGCCUGUGAUAGCGACGAGCACAAUUUGUGAGGCGACAGAGAGUUUGAGUCUGUUUGGUAUGUUGCACCGACAAGCAGGUGAUGAGAGUCGGUGGCCGAGCCUCCCGUCCUGGGUGCCAGAUUGGUCGAGAAGACUAGAGGCUGAACCCAUGGUGUUUCCUCGGAGCUGGAUAUACUUCGACUCUGCGUCUGGAAUGGCGCACAAAGCUAGGAAAUCCAGUGGUCUACCUGCAUCGCAUCUGGUGGUGCAUGGCAAGAUUAUCAGCGAGGUGGCGCACACGUUUCCUUUCUCCCGGGGCAGUGGAGAGCCGCUCGCGAACCGCCAUGGAUGGGAUGUUUGCUCUUACCUCAAUAUACGGCGUUUACAUCAUCUCCUGGGGAAGACAUGGCUAAACGAUACGACAGCCCCGCCGAUAGUGCGUCUUCUGAAAGUCAUUUUGGCCGACGGGUCUUUCACGCUGAACCAGAAGCUACGAGAGCAUUGCAGCGAAGGCUUGCCGGAUUCUGAUAUUGACGAGUUGGCUGCAACGUACUGGUUCAUUGAGUCCCUGGCGAAACAAGAAGACACCGAGACGACGGAUCGCUCCAAGAUGGAUGAUGACAUGGGCAAACGAGCGACGAGACUGCGUGACCACGCCCGCGCAGCCUGGGGAAGACAACUGAUAGUCAGCCGCGAUUGGAGACUAGGACUUGCGCAUACAACAGCACACGAGGGAGACGUGAUUUGCAUUGUCCACGGUUCCAAAGUACCGCUCGUGUUGCGCCGUCUUCAGAGUGGACGUUACCGCUUGAUAGGCCAGUGCUACUUUGAGAGCGCCAUGCGCGGCGGGGAGGUCACUUGGGGUGAAGACGAUGCAGAUGAAUUUAUACUCGAAUGA